GUUCUCUAAUCAUUAAUUCCAACGUAGUUGUAAGUGUCGUUCGUAAUUCAAAAUGGAUCGUGCCGUUAUUGCAAGUAUUCUAAUAAUGCUGGUGAGCUGUUCAGCAAAACAAGUUUUUUUUGAACUAUCAAACGAUCCAAACUAUCCACAACUCAUAAGUGUAUCAAAUGUUAACUAUAAAUUAAUGAUGAACAAAUUCAUUGACGUAAAUGCCACUGUGAUUAUUUACGAAGAAAUUAACGAUGGAACUAAUGUAAAAGUCAGUGUUUCGCCCGAGUUUCCAUAUGCAAGACUGUUGAAUAAUGUUGAUGUUAACUUAUGCACAUUUGUUCGAAAGGAAUGGCCCAUGUAUGGACGAUUAAUUGAAGCAAGCAAUGGACAGUUUCCAGAACGAUGCCCGAUACGUCCUGGCAUUUAUACAAUUCAAAAUAUGAGAGUGGAUCUAGAUAGAUAUCCCCUUCUUUGGCGUGGAUUCAAUUCAGUCGCUUCAAUAACGCUUCAUAAAAAUGGACGUAUAUUAACGAAAGUCAACUUCAAAGUUGGCUUGAAAUUGUAAAACUAUUGUAAAAAAAACUAAAAUUGUGAACCAUUGUUUGAAAUUGAUUGCUUUAGAAUAAAAACAGCGUAUGAAAAGGUUGCAUUUCAAAGCGAAACACCGUCAUACAAAAUACAGCAAAAAAUGUAUGUAAAAACAACCUUUGGUUGUGCGACCAUAUCAUACGCUGUAUUUAUUCUAGAGAAUUCAAUUGUAGCUAUUGCAAAAACCACAUUUUCUUUCAGUCAAUCAAUAAGACCACAACAGUUUUAUACGUAUACAAUUUUUCCAAUUGGUCUCAGCCUCAAAAUUAUCUGUCAACAUUUUUUUUUUUUUUGAAAUAAACAUUUGAAAUC
Molecule: messenger RNA, 891 nt
Organism: Contarinia nasturtii (swede midge)
Lineage: Eukaryota; Metazoa; Arthropoda; Insecta; Diptera; Cecidomyiidae
Exons: 2
Coding region: 53-556 (167 amino acids)
Source: RefSeq, a predicted model, not a curated record